AUAGCGCGCAUUACAGCUGGUUUCUUGGGCAGUACCGUAGGAAUAGCCAGGUCAGCCAUUGUUCAGUGCAUCAUCUACAACGCUGGACGAUGCUACUCAUACCCGCUAGCAUGCGAUGCAUCAGACGGCGGGAUCAUCCCAUGGAGGGUACAUGUGAUGCUGCAGUUCCCGGCCUAUACUUUAUUCGCCCUGUCAGAAGCGUUGUUCGCUAUUGCAACAGGAGAGUAUACCUACACCAAGGCGCAGGAAAGUUCGAAGUCGCUAGUCACAGCGCUCAACCUGUACACUGUAACUGUAGCAUCAGCUCUGAGCAUCGCGGUCAGUCGAGCAGCUAAGGGCCCACAUCUGACAACAUUGUACGCGUGUCUGGCGGGCCUUUACUGCUUAACGACAGUUCUGACGCGAGUGUCCUUCGGGAAAUACAAAAAGCUCGAGCAUGAGCUGUUCGAUCUGGAUACCGCCGACUCUAGAUACUGA
This is a messenger RNA of Macroventuria anomochaeta, 477 nucleotides long. RefSeq lists its product as uncharacterized. Gene Ontology annotation, cellular component: membrane. The transcript has a single exon. The record is from RefSeq and is a predicted model, not a curated record. Gene Ontology annotation, molecular function: transmembrane transporter activity. The annotation marks the transcript as partial. NCBI's taxonomy places the organism in Eukaryota, Fungi, Ascomycota, Dothideomycetes, Pleosporales, Didymellaceae. Gene Ontology annotation, biological process: transmembrane transport.